Messenger RNA from Coturnix japonica (Japanese quail), 2341 nucleotides. Its product is annotated as hypoxanthine-guanine phosphoribosyltransferase-like. Gene Ontology annotation, cellular component: cytosol. Lineage: Eukaryota; Metazoa; Chordata; Aves; Galliformes; Phasianidae. The record is from RefSeq and is a predicted model, not a curated record. Gene Ontology annotation, biological process: IMP salvage; guanine salvage; hypoxanthine metabolic process. Gene Ontology annotation, molecular function: magnesium ion binding; hypoxanthine phosphoribosyltransferase activity.
CUCCAGUCUCUUUUUACAGGCUACAACUACUGGCUGAAAUUUUCACCUGUAAAUUUAGAACAUGAUCAUAAAAACAUUCACAGUAGCACUGAUUUUCAUAAUGUAAAUCUCUGACCAAUAACAACUGAAACCACUAUCACAUCUUCUGGCAUUUCAAGUAAUUGCCCAGUGGUAGUGUAUGCAUUUACUGUUAGGGCUCAAAUAAAGAUGACGUGACAAGUAGUUUCCCCAGUUUCAGAGUAAGCAAAGGAUUCUUGAAUCAGCUUUAAGUGUAAUGAAAGUGUAUAUUUUGCCCAGUGUUAAACUCAUUUAUUCCAAGCCUCAAAGAGUUUCCAGGAUCUUUUCUUUCCCCACACAGGCUGUCAACCUGACUAUUUCUUAUGAAUCCAUUCAGAAAAUACUGGAUGCCACACAGUUGCCCAUUCGGCACUUCCCACCUAUGGGGAUAUAAGCAGAAUAGACCUAUUUCCCCAGUUUAAUGAGGGAAAUUUCAUUCCAGCUGUACAGUUGUCCACAUCAGAAAGCAAUGUCAAAACAAUAAUCUCUUAGGUUGCCAUCCCAGGUUUCUGAAGCCAAAUUACUACCUGUUAGAAAAGAGUGUGUCAUACUAGAAAAUAGGAAAGCAUGGCUUUUCGCAAGAUAGGGAGUUCACUUAUGUCAGGUAAAGAAAAUGAUACAAAAUUCAUGGAAGGAAGAUAAUGUUAAUUGAAUAAAAAUAGAGGCCAAGUAGUCUCAAGGCAUUAAUAAUUCCUCAGUAGUGCUACUAUUCAAGAUAUCAAUGAAAACUGUGGAUAUGCCCAUUAAUUCGCUUCAAAGACUGUUCCUGCAAUAUUCCAAGUGUUAUCAGCAACGAUCUAAAGAGCUUCUACAAAUCUUCUUUUGUUGCCCUGUCCUUCCUCCCCACCCCCACCAUGAAAACACUCAUACAGCUGAAUUAAUAAAAUGUACUCAAUCUGGUAAGAACAUUCUGUAACUCAAUGUGUGCAAGCUGCCUUUAGCUCAUUUUGUUAGUAGGAUUAAUUUUCAAAACUCUAAGACUUUCAUGUUAAUCCCAGAUAAUACUAGGUUUGGUACAUUAAAAUAAUCAGAUUACAGUGAAUGUCAAUGCCAUUUGAUUUAAAAUGUUAUGGAGUACAGUGCUGGAACUAUCGACCUCUCUCCACAAAGUGAUGACCUGGGUUCACCAUGUCUCAACAGACACAGACCUCUGCUUCAAGUCACUGUUAAAAAGCUGGCUUUGUUUAUCCAAACAUUAGUUUUCUAUGACAUGAAGAAAACAGUAACUAAAACAGGCAAAACAGCAGCACUGACAUACUGGGUUGUGAUCAACUGCAAAACUAUUCUUAUAAAAGAUGAAGACAGUGGCUACAACAAAAACCUGUUCUGUAUUCCUAAGCAUUAUGAAGAAGAUAUAGAAAGAGUCUUCAUUCCUCAUGGACUAAUCCUGGACAGGACAGAACGUUUGGCUAGAGAUAUCAUGCAAGAUAUGGGAAGCCACCACAUUGUUGCACUCUGUGUCCUUAAAGGAGGCUACAAGUUCUUUGCUGACUUGCUGGACCAUAUAAAAGCACUAAACCAAAAUGGUGAUAAGUCAGUGCCUGUUACUGUGGAUUUUGUUAAAAUAAAAAGCUACUGUAACGAUUCACCUACAGAGAAAAUCAGUAUUGUUGGAGAAGAACUGUCUGCGUUAAAUGGGAAGAAUGUGUUAGUAGUAGAGGAUAUUAUUGAGACUGGUAGAACAAUGAAGGCACUGCUUUCAAAACUGAAGGACUAUGAACCAAAGAUGAUAAAAGUAGUAAGCUUGCUCAUUAAAAUGACAAACCGAAGUCCUGGUUACAGACCAGACUAUAUAGGCUUUGAAAUUCCAGAUAAGUUUGUAGUUGGAUAUGCCCUUGACUACAAUGAAUACUUCAGAGAUCUGAAUCACAUUUGCAUUCUCAAAGAGAAAGCCAAAGAGAAAUACAAGAUCUGAUACCAUGAGCCUACUGGAGUAAAAGCUCCCUGGCCUGGACUGUGUGUAUGAAGAAGUGAUCCGGUCAUGUGCUUGUUUCACUGAAGUACUACACUGAAGAAUGAAAUGUAUUUGUAAAAUAUAUUCAUGUAUUUGUAAAAUAUAUUCAUGUAUUUGUAAAAUAUAUUCAUGUAUUUGUAAAAUAUAUUCAUGCAUUUGGUAUUGCCUUCUACUGGAACAACACGGACACAGAAAGGAUGCGUGUGUAAAUAUAUCUGAGUUUUUAUUUACUGUAAGGAACAAUGUGUGCAUUGUACACAAGCUAUUUUAACAAUGUAAAAAUAUACGUAAGUAGUUAAAUAAGCUAAAUAAACACCUAGUGCUACCCUU